Messenger RNA from Tricharina praecox, 510 nucleotides. RefSeq lists its product as uncharacterized. Lineage: Eukaryota; Fungi; Ascomycota; Pezizomycetes; Pezizales; Pyronemataceae. The record is from RefSeq and is a predicted model, not a curated record. The transcript is spliced from 6 exons. Bases 1 to 510 code for a protein of 169 amino acids.
AUGGGGUUGGGGUGGUGGCGGGGCUCCGGGAGGGAGGGAAGGGAACAGACUCUGUCAGCUCGCCUCGCCCGUCCUCGGACCUCUCGGAUCUUCCGAUCGCGCGCUUCUAACUGCCACUCGGUCCGCGAAUCAUGGGCAAUGAUCAGCCGAGUGUGCGCAUAUCCGCGCGGGAAUUCGUCGUUGGCUUAUCGACUUGCUUACAUGGACGCUGGGCAUGCGGUCGACAUCGUGCCGUCCCUCCCCUUCCUCUACCUCCACCUCCACCUCUACUUCUUCCUCCGGCGACCUGCCAAUUCUCGGACGGAAGCCAUGUUCCGCACGAACCAAGUCCCUUCUCAGUACCUGCCUGCCUACCUACGUACCUGGGACCCCUGGCUCCGACUUCGGCUUCACCAGAACCCCAAAUACCGAGCGAUUGUGUUCCGUGUGAUUCAGAUCCCAAAGAUCCCGGGCACACGCAGACCCACCACCCUGAUGCCCAAGAGGGUACAGGAGGGUAGGCGAGGUUAG